Messenger RNA from Paracoccidioides brasiliensis Pb18, 1014 nucleotides. RefSeq lists its product as uncharacterized. The transcript has a single exon. Bases 1 to 1014 code for a protein of 337 amino acids. The record is from RefSeq and is a predicted model, not a curated record.
AUGUCUUAUCUAUUUCGCCGACAGGACCACCAUACUGCUGGGUCGAAGACACCCAGCCCGCUCCUUGACUGGCUACAGAAUACUCCUGGGAAACGGGGCACCGGUUCAAUCCCACAAGCCACCAGGGCAAAUUCGAUAGGUCAUACCUCCUUUAGAGAUGAAAGCGAUCCUAUCGCUUGUCGUGCGGUUUCACCAGCGGAUUCAGGCAUAGAGAUCGUCGACAGAUCACUCUGUUUAAAUGCUUAUGCGUCCGUUCCACCGUCCGUCCUCGAGGCGCGAAAGAAUGCAAAAUACGUUCUCAACAACUGCCGUGCCACUCUGCUUGCGCUAGAAUUGACACGGAUGCGGAAAUCAAGAAUCGGAAUGAGUAGCUGGGUGGCUUUCUGGCACAGAAUAUACGAUCCAGAACUUGCCAGAGCAAUCUGUGCUACGAUCGUCAGGGUUGCUCCGAAAAUCGAUAAAGUUUUCCGGUCUAUCGCGAAGGAGCUUUUCGACCUCUCUUACAAGAUCGGUGCGGAUAUCGAAAGGGCAACUACAGAUGCGCAGAUCAUCCGAUGCUGGCAGCUAAUGGAGCAGGAGACGGUCGCCUACCGAAACCUCAGAGAACGGUAUGUCACAGCUAUUCUGGAAGACUUGCGACUAAGUAUUGAAGCCAUCCCCGUCGAUAUAUCUGAUGACCUGUUCAAUGAUCUGAAACGCGCCAUUUUCGUCGUGGACCCCACUGGCAAUUAUCAUCCCGGUGAUCCAGAAGCGGAGGAACGUGAUAUACUCAGUCUUACGCGACCGGAAGCUCGAGAGUAUGUUCGUGCAGACCCUCAAUUGAUCUUGCGUCCUGGAUUCAGCAGCGACUUUCGGUCCGCCCUAGAGCAAGCUGCCGCGGAACAACUAGAAUUGGUGAAUGAAGAUGAACUGGAACCGCAGGCGUUGGAACUGUGUCCGUCCUACGAAACGGCCACGACGGGAGAAUGGUCAGAAGAGGUCCUCUCAGAAAUGGGAAUUGAGAUUAUCCCUUAA